AUGAAUUGUUUAAACUCCUAGGAAAAGACUUGAAUUUUCAAAUGAGCAAAUUUCGCAGAAUCAACAGGUUGCAUAGAAGAUUUUCCGCGUUUCAGUAGGACAUUUGCAUUGGAAAUUAUUUUUCAGCUAGACUUUGUCAAUAAGUGAUUAAACUGAAACAGUGUGUGUUUUUUCACUGAAUGUGCUCAAAAAUGGAUGAUUCUGGUGAAAAACGACAACCUGUUAGCUCAUCCAAUAGACGUGUAGAAUAACAAGCCGUUGAUGGAAAAACGCAGACGACAAAGAAUCAACGAUUGUCUUGUGCAGUUAAAGUCGCUUGUGUUGCAGGCGAUGAAUAAAGAUACGACACAGUAUUCCAAGCUGGAGAAAGCGGACAUUCUGGAAAUGACCGUGAAACACCUCAAGCUGGUCCAGAGACAACAAAUGACCGCGGCCAUGACCACGGAUCCUAACGCUAUCAGCAAGUAUCGGGCGGGCUUUAACGAGUGUGCGGCGGAAAUCGCCCGGUACCUCGACAAUGUUAACGGCGGGAAUCCGGACCUCAAGUCUCGUGUAAUGAACUACCUCGGUAGCAGCAUGCUACAGUUUCCUGUGAUACCCGUCUACCAAGGUGUUCCGUAUCACAUGCAGAUGACGUCACAGGGAGUGACGUCACAAGGAUUCCCUCAUCAGUCGUUUACUCCAUUAUCUAUACCAGUGGCAACGAACACCUCCUUUUCACAGCAUUACCAGCAAAGUGAACAACUUGCUCAAUCUUCAACAGUGCGUAACGUUAACGUCAAGUCACAACCAUUGCUUAUCAGUCCUAUCAAAAUUGAACCAUCACAGAAUGAUGUCACAGCGUGUUCUUCACACAUGACGUCACCGAUUGCACGAGUUUCUUCCCCUUGUGAUUCAGACAGUGGACUUAGUGAUAGUUCGACAUCAUUCUCACAUGACGAAAACGGCAACUACUCGCAUUUUAACGUCAAUAACCAAAGGCCGGAAUUUGAAAGCAGGCUCCAACAAAGACCGGGUCCUCGUUCGGAGUUCCCGCACCAUGUUUCAAACGAACGCCGUUCUAGUCCAAAACGUAAACUAGACGACGCUGCCGGAGACGGUCAACGUAAACGUCAAAACGUGAAUUCCUCGAACUUUGAUUUACGGCAGGGACGUGACAAUAUGGUAGACGAGUCUAUGUGGCGACCGUGGUGAUUUUUGUGCGACCAUAACUUCAAAAAAAAAUCUACAAAUCAUAAAAACUGUUACACGAUGGCGCCAAUUUGCCAUUUUGGAGAUGAUGUGUAUUAGGGACAUUUUUACGAUUGUUGUCGUAACAGUUACAUUUAUAGUAUAACUUAUGGACUGUUUAGUUUAUAGUAUUCUUGCUGGAUGUGUGAAAUGAAUAUACAUGAGUUGACGGAAGUGCCUACCACUGUUCUAAAACGGAAGUUAACUCCGGAUUGUUUUUGUUCUGUGUUUUUUUUGUAAUCUCAUUUCAUGUUUCUGUUUAAAAUGUUAAUUGUUUGUUUUUGUUGAAAUGUUUAUGACAAGAUCUAGUGCUUCCUGAAAAAUAAAUGUUAUUUAAUUAUU
Mya arenaria is the source of this 1572-nucleotide messenger RNA. Its product is annotated as hairy/enhancer-of-split related with YRPW motif protein 1-like. Bases 262 to 1194 code for a protein of 310 amino acids. The record is from RefSeq and is a predicted model, not a curated record. NCBI's taxonomy places the organism in Eukaryota, Metazoa, Mollusca, Bivalvia, Myida, Myidae. Gene Ontology annotation, cellular component: nucleus. Gene Ontology annotation, biological process: regulation of transcription by RNA polymerase II; anterior/posterior pattern specification; regulation of neurogenesis. Gene Ontology annotation, molecular function: protein dimerization activity; RNA polymerase II cis-regulatory region sequence-specific DNA binding; DNA-binding transcription factor activity, RNA polymerase II-specific. The transcript is spliced from 4 exons.